This is a messenger RNA of Cavia porcellus (domestic guinea pig), 2678 nucleotides long. RefSeq names its product LSM family member 14B (gene Lsm14b). The record is from RefSeq and is a predicted model, not a curated record. Gene Ontology annotation, molecular function: mRNA binding. The coding region runs from base 28 to 1521 and encodes 497 amino acids. The transcript has 10 exons. Lineage: Eukaryota; Metazoa; Chordata; Mammalia; Rodentia; Caviidae.
GCGGCGCGUGGCGGCUUUAGGUCCCGGAUGUGGCUGCGGCGCUGCUCCUCCCCGAUUCUCUCAGCCCGGCCGGCCGCGCGCCCCCGCUGCACUCCCUCGCUCGUAGCCCGAAGGCCCCUCGGGCGCGUCGGGAGGCGCCCCGGCGGCGCAGAGCGGCGCAGGAGCGGGUGGCCCGGCGGCCGCGCGGUGGCGGAGCGGGCGGGGCCCGGCGCUCGUCCUCCGACCCGGCGCGCCCCGGCCGCCGCCAUGAGCGGCUCUUCGGGUACCCCGUAUCUGGGCAGCAAGAUCAGCCUCAUUUCCAAGGCGCAGAUCCGCUACGAGGGCAUCCUCUACACCAUCGACACCGACAACUCCACCGUGGCGCUCGCCAAAGUGAGGUCCUUUGGUACUGAAGACCGCCCCACAGAUAGGCCUGCUCCCCCCAGAGAGGAGAUCUAUGAGUACAUCAUCUUUCGGGGAAGCGAUAUCAAAGAUAUUACUGUAUGUGAACCUCCAAAAGCUCAGCACACACUUCCUCAGGAUCCUGCUAUUGUUCAGUCUUCCUUGGGCUCUGCCUCUGCCUCGCCCUUCCAGCCACAUGUGCCUUAUAGCCCCUUCAGAGGGAUGCCGCCCUACGGCCAGCUGGCGGCCAGCUCCCUGCUCAGCCAGCAGUACGCUGCUUCCUUAGGUCUAGAGAAGUUGGUAAGCCCUCCAGCCUCAGCCGCUGCUUCCAGUCCUAGCUCUUCUCCAUCUCCACAGCCCGUGUCAGAGCUUGACAUGUCCUCAGAGCCACCUCAGCUUACUUCCAAGGGAGCUGGUUUUCCAUCUGCCCCAGUUGGCAAGAGCCCCAUGGUGGAACAGGCUGUCCAGACUGGUUCUGUUGAUAACCUGAAUGCCAAAAAGCUGUUACCUGGCAAGGGCACCUCAGGGACACAGCUCAACGGUCGCCAGGCCCAGCCAAGCAGCAAGACCGCUGGUGAUGUAGUCCAGCCAGCAGCUGCGCACACUCAAGGGCAGGUGAAUGACGAGAACAGAAGACCUCAGAGGAGGCGGUCAGGGAACCGGCGAACAAGGAAUCGUUCCAGAGGGCAGAACCGUCCUACUAACGUCAAGGAAAACACAAUCAAGUUUGAAGGAGACUUUGAUUUUGAGAGUGCAAAUGCCCAGUUCAACCGAGAGGAGCUUGACAAAGAAUUCAAGAAGAAACUGAAUUUUAAAGAGGACAAGGUUGAGAAAGGGGAAGAGAAGGACCAGGCUGUGGUCACUCAGAGUGAUGAAGCUCCUGCUGAGGAAGACCUCCUGGGCCCCAACUGCUAUUAUGACAAAUCCAAGUCAUUCUUUGACAACAUCUCUUCUGAACUCAAGACCAGUUCUAGGCGGACAACAUGGGCUGAAGAGAGGAAGCUGAAUACGGAGACCUUUGGGGUAUCAGGGAGGUUCCUUCGAGGCCGCACUGCCCGAGGUGGAUUCCGAGGGGGCAGGGGCAACGGAGCCGCUCGGCGUAACCCGACUUCGCACAGAGCGGGGACUGGCAGGGUGUAAAGGUGCAGCCUCUGAGUUCCCACUGAAGUGGUCCAGGUGGUGCUACGUAGAGGAGGACACAGGAAACGCUGCACGCACGGGAAGUGGGUGGCAUUGUUUACUGCGUUGGGCAGACUCCCACAUUGCUACUUAUGUUUGGACUUAAUUGAACUUGGACACGGUCUGAGUUAGAACCACUUGUUUUGGGGAAAGUAUUCAUGGGUAACCUCUUUGAGGUAUGUUGACCUAUGUUCCUUUUUGGUUGUGCAUAGCCUAACUGUAAGGUUUUGGUAUUUUGCAAAAAUGUUUAUAGCAAAGGCUUGAUCCUCACUUUGUGACUGUUUCUUUUCUAUGACAGCUUUGACUUUUAAAACAGAACCAAAUCUCAUUGGCACAUGUGGCAGCCAAGUGCAUCUCUAACCCAUCUGGUCCCUGGUGCUGCUGGCCUGGCACCCUCAUUACCAAGGGUGGGAUCUCAGGAGCCAGGCAAGGGCAGCACAGGAUGAGCUGGGUGUGUGGGGUGGGUGGGCAGAGGGCAGGGAAGGAGGGUGUUCCCAUGGAUCAUGUUGUGUAAGGGACAUAAGGGUGAGGGCUGGCAGAGGGUGGGUGCACUGGGGAAGGGACCCCUGAGCAGUAGCUACUAAGUGUUAUGUGGAGCCUGGCUCCUGUAGGCACCGAAGCUGUGGGUGAGCCCAUGCUGUGCCCCCUGCUCUCCUGUCCCUGCCAAGCCUCUGGCCCAAGUCACUCAGCUGGACUCUGCCCGAGUGCUUCAGUGUUCUCAUCCACUUGGAAAUGAGCUAGCCUGGGGUUGCAGGGGGGCUGGGGUGGCAGCAUGGUCAGUUGACCUUAUUUCCUCUUGAUUGUAAAUAGUUCUUGUGUUUUUGUUUUAAAGUGAGUGGAGGGAGGGUGGGGAAUAUAAAUUCGUUGCAUGUAAAUGGGUCAGACUUUGAAGUACAAGCAUGCAUCCUCUGACAGGGCAUUUUGUUUAAAAUAAGCACCUUGGUAACUAAAUUCCUUUAAUAGCUAAAAGCGCUUUGGUUCUGUACUGAUUAAGUUACUGUAAAAGCUUGGGUUUAUUUUUGUAGGCCUUCUGGGCUGAGAACUAGAACAUUAGCAUUGGGGUUGCUCUGUUGGAGAAGUGUAAAUUAUAACUAUAAAUAAAUAUGCAAACCUUUCAA